This is a messenger RNA of Pochonia chlamydosporia 170, 1860 nucleotides long. RefSeq names its product ubiquitin C-terminal hydrolase. Lineage: Eukaryota; Fungi; Ascomycota; Sordariomycetes; Hypocreales; Clavicipitaceae. Gene Ontology annotation, molecular function: cysteine-type endopeptidase activity; cysteine-type deubiquitinase activity. The transcript has a single exon. The record is from RefSeq and is a predicted model, not a curated record. Gene Ontology annotation, cellular component: cytosol; nucleus. The coding region runs from base 1 to 1860 and encodes 619 amino acids. Gene Ontology annotation, biological process: protein deubiquitination.
AUGCCCGACAAGUCGUCGUCGGUCGUAUCGUAUGCUGCGGGAGCUUCUCUCGCCGCCGUCGCCCUCAUCUACGUGUUUGGACCCAACUUUACCAUCGACCAUGAGACGAGUUCCAAGAAGAAGACGGUCGUAGGUCUGCGGAACCAGGCCAACGAUUGCUUCAUCAACUCUGUCCUCCAGGCUCUCGCUGGCCUUGGCGACCUCCGCGUCUAUCUGAUUCGUGAAACCCACCGUCGUCGCAUCGAAGAUCCCGCCGUGUAUGCCAACCUUGUACAACCCGACGGCACCGCUAGGCUGGAGCAGUGGAAGCUGCAGGGUCUGCAGGAUGGUCUGGUGACGCAGGGUUUGAAGGAGAUGCUGGAUGCUCUCAACGAGAGGCCGAUCUAUAAAAAGUCCGUGUCACCGUUCCCCUUUGUCAAGGUGCUCGAGGUGGCUUUUAAGCAACGCAUCAGCAGGCAGCAGCAGGAUGCCCAGGAGUUCCUGCAGAUUGUUGCUGAGCGCCUCAAGGACGAGUAUCAUGCUGGACAGAGGGCGAGGUUUCAUGCGCGGAAGAAUGGGCUUCUGCAUGCUGCUGCAGGCGGAACGGAUAGUCCCAUCAACGGCAGCCGGAAUUCGGAUGACGGUGCUACGAAUGGCGGCGGCGUUGCGAAUGGCGCCAAUGGGCACGGUGGGCACGAGUCUGGCGCGUCUUCGCCGACAUCACAGGAGGCUACUGGUCCUGAGAUACAGUUACAAGUGCCGCUUGAGCUGGAAGAAGGGUUCCCCAUGGAAGGGAAGUACGAGUCGCAUCUCGAGUGUCAGACUUGCAAAUACAAGACGAAGCCCAGGGAGGAGACGUUUUGUACCCUGACCAUUGCCGUUCCGCAGGUUUCUUCAACGUCGUUGAAUUCCUGCUUUGACGGGGUGUUCAAGACCGAAUACAUUGACGACUUCAAGUGUGAAAUGUGCAGGCUGAUGCACGUCAAGGCGAAUUUGGAACACGAAGUGGCGCGGUCGAACUCAGAGAGUUUUAUUGCGCAAGCCAAGGACAGCAUUGCGAAGUUACAAAGGGCAAUCGACACGGAUCCCGAACAACCUCCAGAGGACGUCGACCUGGGGGAUAUUCGAUAUGCGCCGAAGCGCAGAAUAGCCAAGACGACUCGCAUUUCCAUCUUUCCCAAAAUCUUAGCCCUCCACCUGUCACGUUCCAUCUACGGCGUCGGGCAAAUGACGCAGAAGAACUCAGCCAAGGUGGCAUUCCCGGAGGAGCUCCCGCUGGGAGGCUUGAUGGACCAGCACCGGUACAAGCUUCUCGGCACGGUGACGCACCGCGGCGGCCACAACAGCGGUCAUUACGAGGCCUUUCGACGGCAGAACCAACCGUCACCAUAUCACAAUGCAAAUACGUUUCAGCAGUCCGACGUCUACAGCAGGACGCCAACACCCAUCUCUACGCCCGAAAUCGCGUCCCGACCAACCCUCAGCCCGGCCAUCUCAACACCGGAUCUGCUCUCCCCGUCCCCCGCAACCAACUCAUCCACACCGUCACUCAUCUCCAUGGCCGCCCCCCCUCGCAGCGUGCCCGCCGAGUCCAACUCCCCAGCCAGUUCGUCCAACGGCAAGGAAAGGGACACAGACACCAGCAGCGUCCGUUCCGUCGCUGCCUCCACAAAAUCAGCCCUCUCGAAGCUAGCAGCCUCCAAGAACGCGGACCUCAGAAAACUCCCCUCCAAUGGUGGCCCCAAGAAACCGAAGCGGCGGAAGCCAGCGGCCGACAAAUGGUGGCGCGUGAGCGACGAAAAGGUCCGUGAAGCAAAGACGAGUGAGGUGUUGGGCAUGCAGAGGGAGGUUUACCUAUUGUUUUACGAACUGGAGAGGUGA